This is a messenger RNA of Onthophagus taurus, 1102 nucleotides long. RefSeq names its product UPF0764 protein C16orf89 homolog. Lineage: Eukaryota; Metazoa; Arthropoda; Insecta; Coleoptera; Scarabaeidae. Gene Ontology annotation, cellular component: cytosol; membrane. The record is from RefSeq and is a predicted model, not a curated record.
AAACCGGGGACAACACCGUCGUUCGUCUUCAGUGAUGUUGCGACUCUUUUGCUGGCUUUUUCUUCUUAACUGGUUUCCUUCGACUGUGGUAUGUCGCUGUUACGAAAAUCACCUUGUCGAAGAAGUUUUCGAUAGUUUAGAGAAAGUUUUAAAUUAUGUAGAUGUGAAUAAAGAGUUUAUGAACGUCGACGCUGUCUUCGGUUUAGUUUUAGGAGAAGCCCAUGUGGUGUAUUUAAAUCGUUUUAACCAAAUCCCCGAAGAAUACAAAGAAAAAACUUUUAAAAUUAUGAAGAAAUUUGAAAGAAUCGUUGAAGAAACCAAAACAUUUUUACUCAUAAAUAAAAGAAACUUAAUUUUUUUAAACACCGUUUUAGAAUUUGAGCCCUGGAUUAAAAAUGUAACCUAUAAAAAUUUAUUGGCAAAGUUUUAUUCUUCAACCCCAAUUGAUACUUAUCAAAAGUAUUUGAACUUGUUACUUGGGUCCUCUUUUAACGAAAAAAUCUCCGACGAUUGCAUUUUGGAGUUGUUGCAACAAGAAAAAAGUUUCCGCUCUAAACAUCUUUGUAUCCUAAGUGAGGAAUGUUACAAAAUUUUUAGGUUAGGUUCCCAAACUAAAUUCGAUCCUGGCUAUGGGAUUACACACAGCUUAUUAUUUUUACAAAUAGCAAGAUCGCGAAUGUGCGAAUUAAACGGAAUUAAUGUCAAAAGGAACAUUAAAAAGUUUUGUUCGUACAUUUUAUGGGAGAUGCAAGAAAAUGUUGGUUAUGGUUUUUUGGGAUCUCUCGAUGAUUUAUUAUUAGAACAGAUUACUUUGUGUGGUUAUGAGGGAUACAAAAAUUUUAUUACAAGCGAGAUUAUCGACUACGUUUUAUCGAUACAAAAACCAUCCGGAUGUUUUGGCGUCGAUUCUGGAAAUAAAAUCACAAAGAAAACUACAAGAUUAAAACGAGAAAGUAAUUUAUUACCCGAUAAUUGUAUCGAUCACACCACCGGACUUGGAGUGUCUACGCUAACCUCAAUUUUACGCUAUUUAUUAUAUAAACUACUAAAUAAUGAAUGUGAUUAUUACGAUUAAUUAAACAAAAGAUUUAUUCGCUAUUAA